Prunus avium (sweet cherry) is the source of this 1875-nucleotide messenger RNA. RefSeq names its product RING/U-box superfamily protein (gene APD2). NCBI's taxonomy places the organism in Eukaryota, Viridiplantae, Streptophyta, Magnoliopsida, Rosales, Rosaceae. Gene Ontology annotation, molecular function: ubiquitin protein ligase activity. Gene Ontology annotation, cellular component: plant-type vacuole membrane; endosome. The record is from RefSeq and is a predicted model, not a curated record. Gene Ontology annotation, biological process: protein ubiquitination; cell cycle.
ACCCGCUUCCCCAUGGACCUUCUUCCUCAGACCCUCUCAGGUGCGUUACCCUUCACCCUGGUUUAGGGUUAGGGUUUCUGAAAUUACUUUCUCCAAUUUCUCCCUCUCUUUGCGUCCCGAGCUUUUCUGGUUUCUCUACAAUGGAAGAACCAUCUUCUUCUUCCUCCUCCUCAUCUUCUUCUCACGGUGCUUUCAUCAGUAGGGACACUUCAGGUGCUGCUGCGACGUCGUCUUCGAGCGCUUCGCAGGUCCGCGAAGAGGAGGACGAUCACAAUCAGUAUCAGCAGCACACCGAUUUUCGGCAUCCGGAGGUAGAAACCCACGAAAUCGGCACUUCUUAUGGAGCAAACCUAUCGCCAUUCGAUGAGGUGUCAACAAUCAUUCGGGACGACACUUGGUCCUGCAUCAUCGUCCUCCUCACCUUCUGGUUCUUUGUUUCGAUGACUUUGAUUUUGGGAGUGUAUGGGUCUUCAAGUUUAGAGCUAGGCCCUAAUAGUUCAAUUCUUCUGCAACCUAACUCCAUAUUUGUGCAGUCUGUAAAGGUAGAAGAGCUGAAUAUAUCAAGUCCUGGCCCUGUACUAUAUGGUUUCUAUCAUACUCCUCCUCUUGAUACUGAGACAACUUGGUCAGAAACGCAUACUGUCUCCGUUCCAGCUGAUUCUCAUCAGGAGUGGAUAUAUUUCCUAAAUGGCGGGUCUCAAAUAAGUAUAUCAUACAGCGUGUACUCCUCUGUUUUUCUUAUUAUCGCUCAAGGUAAAGAAGGCCUCGCUCAAUGGCUUGAAGAACCAACAUAUCCUAAUACUACUUUAUCAUGGAACCUCAUUCAUGGAAGUGGUAUGAUUGAGCAGGACAUAUCAAAGUCUUCCAGUUACUAUGUUUCUGUGGGUAACUUGAACACAGAGGAUGUGGAGGUGCAAUUGAACUUCACAGUGAAUGCUUUAUUGUACAAUACAAGUGCAGCUUAUUACAAGUGUUCUUUCAAGGGUGCAUCCUGUAGUUUGAAAAUUUUGUUUCCCGAUGGAAAUGCAGCUGUAUUAACCUCUCCUGGUCCAGAGCAGGAUAUACCUAAUGCAAACCAGUAUGUCAAACUGUCAUAUGGACCAAGAUGGGCCACUUAUAUUGUUGGUAUAGGUGGGAUGACUGUGCUUAUGUUAGUGGCCUUCAACUUCAUGAACAAGUUCCGAUGUACCAAUGAAGAUGGAAUAAGAAUACAACAGGACGGUUUCAGAUCUGAGAGAGCCCCAUUGCUUUCAUACAAAGAUGAGGAUCAAUCAAGUUGGGGUUCAUCGUAUGACUCUGCCUCGAAUGAUGAGGGGGAUCUUGAAGACUUUCUGGCAGCAGGUUCUCUUGAAGGGAAGUCAGUAAGAGAUGGUGAAAGUAAUAAUACUCGUCGUCUUUGUGCAAUUUGCUUUGAUGCUCCUAGGGACUGCUUUUUCCUUCCCUGCGGGCACUGUGUGGCUUGUUUCGAUUGCGCAACAAGGAUAGCAGAGGCAGCUGCUACUUGUCCAAUUUGUCGUAGAAACAUAAAGAAGGUGAGGAAGAUUUUUACAGUUUAAGUAAUACACAGCUCCAUGUAAUACCGGUAGGCGCCAUUACUUUACUGCCUGUCAAUAGAACUGGUGAAGCUAAUUUUAGCUGGUUACCGGGGUAGUUUCUGAGUGUGGAUUGGCCAUGCCUUGUGGUUUUUCAGUGGCUUUCCGGUAUGUAAUAUGAUUUCCGGCUGUAGAAAGCCUCAAUACGCCCAAAAUAGGAUAAGUAAUUCAAAAGUGUAUUCUUUACCCCCACGUUGUAGGUUGGGUUCAGUUUUUGGGUUUUCUAUAUCAAUCUUCAAUGGUAACAAUGUUGUUGAUGUAUAUUACUAUAUUGUUUGGUUAA